This is a messenger RNA of Gaeumannomyces tritici R3-111a-1, 896 nucleotides long. RefSeq lists its product as hypothetical. The transcript has 2 exons. Bases 1 to 651 code for a protein of 216 amino acids. NCBI's taxonomy places the organism in Eukaryota, Fungi, Ascomycota, Sordariomycetes, Magnaporthales, Magnaporthaceae. The record is from RefSeq and is a predicted model, not a curated record.
AUGUCCAACGAGGACUGGGUCCGCCAAAAGCUCGAAGAUAUAAAGGAUGAGCUGGCCAAGCACGACUUCAAAUACACCGGUGAUUUAGAUCCCAUCGUGCGACGGUGGCAGAACGGCGAGGUUCUGGACCCAUGGCAUCGGAUUGCUGCCCUCAACCUGAUCCAUGAGCCGUUCGGGGUACCGGCUGUCGAAAUGGUUUCCUCGGUUCGACCCGGUAACCCUCACUGCAAAAAACGGAACGAUCUGCAUUUCCGCAUGGGCAUCAAGGAUGACGACGUUUUCCCUGCUUUCGAUUUACGCAUUCUCAAACCAGGUAUCAAUUCAGUCCUGGUUGGUGUGUCGUCGAUAUUCACAAACGAUAACUACGACCCCCAGCGACCGAGAUACCCGUCCCUGGCCAGAGUCCAGCAGACGGAGCGAUUCUUAUGGUUGUAUUGUCAGGAGGCCCUAAAGCUUGGCCCCUUGGUAGCCGAUCGGGAGCUUAGCCAGCUGAAAAGCCUGUUGCUGAGACGAUACCAAGGGGAACCAGAGCCACGCGGAAUUUGCGACGGGGAGAGGUUGACCUAUGUUCAUCGAAAAAGCGAGCCCUCGAGUUCGCUUAUCGCAAUUGGCGUCCACCCGCCACAUGUCAAGAUUAUGGCGGAUGACUAAGCCUGGGCAUUGUCAACAGUGGCGGCCUGCUAUUCCACCUUUGCAGCGACAGUCAAACUGCCUGCCGCAUGGAUUGCAAUGGCCAAAGAGGCGGACAAGACCAAUGCCGCUAUCAAGCGCGGCGAUCUCCCGCCCCAUCGCUGUCUGGGUCGAGACCAAGAGGAGCCAGGAACGAGGCAUCCUUGCAGUUGGUGCGGCAACUGGACUCCAUGCCAGUCCCUUUUGGAAUCGCCUUUAUCAUCGUC